AUGGCCGGUUCUCAGGGACAGCUGACCUUCAGGGAUGUGGCCAUAGAAUUCUCUGAGGAGGAAUGGGGACGCCUGACCCACACUCAGCGGCAACUGUACAGGGAUGUGAUGUUGGAGAACUACGGACACCUCCUCUUCUUGGCUGUAUCUUCACAUGACACCAAGAGUUUCCUGCUACAGUGGAGCAUAGAAGGUUCUUUCCAGAAUGGGUCAAUGCAGAGAUACAAAGAUAGUGCUUUUGAGAUUUUACACUUAUGCACAGACUGGGACAAUGAUGGGGAGAGUGAAGGGCAUCAAAGAAAUCCUGGACGAUACACCCAAACCAAGGCAAUUGCCCUUAAUGAGAAUCUCACUGCCCCAAAUGGUGAAAGAUAUAAACCGCUAUGGAAGACCUCCCUUUUUAAGUCAACUGUUUCUGCAGAGCAAUGGGUCUCUGUCAGCACAAGCUCCAAUCAGAUAGUCAACCAUAUUGAUUUGUGGACAGACCCCUUGGAACAUCUGGAAAGUAACCUAGUCCAUGAUGAGAAUAAUGAUUUGAGCCAUUUGGAAAAUAGGAUUGGUCUGACUUUAAAUCAGAGAUUUAGAAAUGAAGAACAAAGUCCUCAGUGGGAUCCAUAUGAGAGGGACUUCACUGAGGAGUCGACCCUACAGUAUGACCAGAGGCUUUUCACUGGAGACAGAAUUGCUCAAUGCACUGAAUCUGAGAAAACAUUGGACCAGGGCUCCAGUGUUCACAGAUGUGUCAGGGCUAGUUUUGCAGAGAACCAUUAUGAAUGUGAUAAAUGUGGGGAAGUCUUUCAUCCAAGCUCUAACUUCAGUAUACAUAAUGGUCACCAUUUGGGAGACAGUCCUCAUAAAUAUAAUGAAUGUGGGAAAGCUCAUAACCAGUCCUCCAGUGUUGGUGAUCAUCAGAGAAUUCCUGAGGGAAAAAGCCCAUUGACAUGUAAUAAACAUGGGACCGUGUUUAGUCAGUCAUCAAGCCUAAACAUCAAUGAGAUAAUCCCUCAGGGAGAGGAAACUUACAUUUUUAAGGAAUGUGGUAAAUCCUUUGACUGCCACUCAACACUAUCUCAACAUCAACAAAUGCAUACUGGAGAAAAAAUACACAAAUGGAAAAAUUACAAGUGUAAUGAAUGUGCCAAAGCCUUUACAUCAUGCUCAAAACUUACUCAACAUCACAGAAUUCAUAGUGGAGAGAAACCUUACCAGUGUCAACAAUGUGGCAAGAGCUUUAACCACAGCUCAACCCUUACUCGACAUCACAGAAGUCAUACUGGAGAGAAACCUUACCAAUGUCAAGAAUGUUGCAAGAGCUUUAACCAGAGGUCAUCCCUUAUUAAACAUCACAGAAUUCAUACUGGAGAGAAACCUUACCAAUGUCAAAAAUGUGGCAAGGCCUUUAACUGCCUUUCACACCUUUCUGAACAUCAUAGAAUUCAUACUGGAAAGAAACCUUACCAGUGUCAAGAAUGUGGUAAGGCCUAUGCAGUCCCUUCACAACUUACUAAGCAUCACCGAAUUCAUACUGGAGAAAAACCUUACCAAUGUCAAGAAUGUGGCAAGGCCUUUAGUGACAGGUCAACCCUUACUGAACAUCACAGAAUUCAUAGUGGAGAAAAACCUUACCAAUGUCAAGAAUGUGGCAAGGCCUUUACCUGGAGGUCAAAUCUUUCUCGGCAUCAGAAAACUCAUAGUGCAGAGAAACCUUACCAAUGUCAAGAAUGUGGCAAGGCCUUCAAGUGGAGGUCACAUCUUUGUCAACAUCACAAUAUUCAUAACGCAAAGAAACCUUACCAAUGUCAAGAAUGUGGCAAGGCCUUUAACUGGAGGUCAGGUCUUGCUAAGCAUAAGAGAAUUCAUUGUGGAGAAAAAUCUUACCAAUGUGAAGAAUGUGGCAAGCCCUUUAAGGACAGCACAACUCUUAUUGAACAUCAUAGAACUCAUACUAGAGAGAAACCUUAUCAAUGUCAAGAAUGUGGUAAGGCCUAUGCCGUCCCUUCACAACUUACUAAACAUCACAGAAUUCAUAAAGGAGAGAAACCUUACCAAUGUCAAGAAUGUGGCAAGGCCUUUAUCCACAGCUCAAACCUUAUACAACAUCACAGAAUUCAUACUGGAGAGAAACCUUACCAAUGUCAGGAAUGUGGCAAGUCCUUUAGCUGGAGGUCAGGUCUUACUCACCAUUACAGAAUUCAUUUUGGAGAAUAAUCUUACCUAUAUGAAGAAUGCCGCAAGUCCUUUAGGGACAGCUCAAUUCUUAUUGAACAUUACAGAACUCAUACUGGAAAGGAACCUUACCAAUGUCAAAAAUGUGGCAAGGCCUUUAACUGCCUUUCACACCUUACUCGACAUCAUAGAUUUCAUACUGGAGAGAAACCUUACCAAUAUCAAGACUGUGGCAAGGCCUUUAGACAUAGCUCAGGCCUUACUCAACAUUACAGAAUUCAUACUGAAGAGAAACCUUACCAAUGUCAAGAAUGUAGCAAGGCCUUUAUACACAGCUCAACCCUUACUCGACAUCACAGAAUUCAUACUGGAGUGAAACUGGUGAAUGUCAUGAAUGUGGCAAGACCUUUAACUGGAGGUCAAGUGUUACUGAGCAUCAGAGAAUUCAUCCUGGAGAGAAACUUUAGCAACGUCAAGAAUGUUGUUAGACCCUCGAGUUUAGAAGCUGCAGAUGUGGAUGCCUCGAGUCCGGGUGCUUCUCACUUCUGCGUUCACCUGUUUUUAAGACCUGGUCAGAAGUGA
Molecule: messenger RNA, 2748 nt
Organism: Enhydra lutris kenyoni (northern sea otter)
Lineage: Eukaryota; Metazoa; Chordata; Mammalia; Carnivora; Mustelidae
Product: zinc finger protein 93-like
Exons: 6
Biological process (GO): negative regulation of transcription by RNA polymerase II; regulation of immune system process; regulation of cytokine production
Source: RefSeq, a predicted model, not a curated record